UCCAAUCGGGCACGCCUACUAGAAGUGACGCUUUCACUUCGUUACAGGAAAUUGAAACGCUUGCUUUGUUUAUGCUGGGGAGAGAGAGGAGAGACGAGUACCUCGACUUCUGAUUUUACAACAUUUAAUCACCUGCUGUUUAAAGUAUUACGUUGGGUUAAUGAUUUCUAUAUUUUUGUUCGUUUAUUACCUGCAAUGACUUGUGAAACUCAGACCAUUUUCUGUUUUAUUUAAGAAUUCAGACAGACUGGAGCGUGAACGUUACUCCUUGCAAAAGUAAAACGAGUCUGCUGUUUGUUUUCUUUCGUUAUCACGCAAAAAGAAGUGCUGGUUUUAUAUAAAUGUUAAUUCUCAAGUAAAAAAAAAAACUGCUACUCGAGUCUCAAGCUAACAGUCAGUGAAGAUGGACGUCAGCGUCUCCGUGUCGUUCUUUCAAGACGAGCUCGCCUCUACCAUCGAGCACGCAGUGAAAGCGGCUGUAGACACCGUCUUGUGCCAAAUCACAAAAGUUGUCGGCGGCAAAUUCACUGAAUUCCAAAUGGAAAUGGCUGGAAAGGAGAAAGAGAAUGAAAGUCUGAAGCUGAGAUUGGAAAUAUCAGAGAGCGAGUUGAAAGCAGUGCGGGAAUGCAUGAACGCUGCAGAUGCAGACAUUAAACAACCUCUCAGAAACAUGAACCCCGACUGCAAUGAACAAGACUUUCAGAGGAACGAGAUCCAGGGAUUAUUUCAAGAUCCCAAAGAGAGUUGUGCUUUACCUAAACCUGAAGCGCCAAGAAUAGAAGCAGUUUACACACAAGAGGAGCCCUUUGACCAGGAGUGGUGUGCAAGUCUAAAGCAGGUUACAGAGCCGACAUCUUUUAAAGAUGAAGAGGUUCCUCAACUGGAGUGUGUUACUAUUAAAGAGGAAUUCUUUGAACAGGAAUGUGUCCCCAUCGCAGAGGAAGUUCCUGCUGAAAAUAAUGUCUGUACACUUGAGGAGAACAACCAGCUGGGAUCCAGCCUGUGUGAUGAUUGUCCACCUGAAUGUGAACUGGGAUUUAGAGCUUGUAUCUCAUCUAUAUCCAUGUCUGAGGCAGACGAGAAUGAUUUCGGAUCACUUUCUUCAUCAGAAUGAAUUUCUGAAACCAUCUCAUCUCGGGCGCAUCCAUCUUUGUUUUGGUGUGCUUCAAACAUGGACAGCUUCAAAAGUUCAAACGUGAACACACGUCACUUCCAGGUCAUAAGUGAAUCCCUUCUGUGUAUACGGAAGACUGAUCUGAGCGUGUUGAUGCGAUAAUGAUUAUUGCAGCGCCUGAACAAAAACACGGGCGUUCCAGUAAUCUACAGGACGGGCGUUCUGGGGUUUAGAGGGUUAAUAAUCAAAGUGAUAUUCUCAAGCAUUUGUCCUUAUUGGCACCCAUUAUAUUCUGCCUGGCAAAUCUCAAUGUGAUGGUAAUAAAAGGAGGCUGGUAUGAACAGGAGUGAUAUUAAGCGGGUUUGACUGUAUUCUCCUCAGAGUUCACUCUAGGAGUUGGUCAUGGUUAUGAGGGGAAGCCCUGCAGAAGAGUGAAUGUGUAAGAAUGCUGUACAAUAACCUUUGUCUCUUCUCUUUUUUUAGUUUUUUCUCUGGCUGCUAAAGGAAAUCACAAAGGAGAGAAACCUUAUCACUGCUCUGAGUGUGGGAAGAGUUUCACGCAGUUACAGUAUCUUAAAAGACACCAGCAUGUUCACACAGGAGAGAAACCUUAUCGCUGCUCUGAGUGUGGGAGGAGUUUCACGCUGUUACAAAAUCUUAAAAGACACCAGCGCGUUCACACAGGAGAGAAACCUUAUCACUGCUCUGUGUGUGGGAAGAGAUUCACACAGUUAGGACAUCUUCAAUCACACCAGCGCAUUCACACAGGAGAGAAACCUUAUCACUGCACAGAGUGUGCGAGGAGUUUCACGCUGUUACAGAAUCUUAAAAGACACCAGUGCAGUCACACAGGAGAGAAGCCUUAUCACUGUACUCAAUGCGAGAAGAGUUUCACAUAUUUAAGUUCCUUGAAAAUGCACCAGCGGACUCACAAAGAGAAAUCUUAUCAAUGUAGUGAAUGUUUGAAGAGAUUCUGUCAGUUAUCAAACCUUAAAAGACACCAAAAAAAUUCACACGAGAGUGAAGCCCUAUCCCUGUACUGAAUGAGGGGAAAAAAUGACUGGGUCUUGAAGGACACAAGAUAAUUUAGAGUUUUAGACUCUUGAAGAGACCUAAACACCAGGAGUACAUUUCAGAUCAAAAACCUACAUUCAUGGAUGGGACAUAUGAACUACUGCAUCUUGUUUGGACCGUUCAUCAUCUUGUUGACCAUUCAAAUUUUGUUGUCACAUUAGUAUAUGUAAUACAGUGCUCCCUCGCUAUAACGCAGGUCUCGGGGGACACACAAUAUAAGCGUUAUAAACGAGGGGGAGGGGGAGGAGGGCGCUGCGGGACACAACACACAUCUGACUAAAAUACAAAAUAAAAUAACUCCCUCUCUAUAAUGCACAUAUAGUGAAUAAAGCAGCAUGUAAUCAACACUAUUUUUUACAAAAAGAAAAGGUAACAUUCCCACUCAAUUGGCGUUUUUUAAACUAUAAAUAGCCUGGCUAAACGGUGGUAAGGAGUUCAGUUCGAAGCGACAGACAAGCAAACCAACUGCGAGAAGGAGAGAGCGGGUCGGGCGAGGGGGAAGAGGGGACGGGCUCGCCCCAAGCUCGGCUGCAGGAGCGGGGCUGAAGUGUCUCAUCUCCCAGAAAAAGCUGCAGCUCCUCUCGCAGCAAAAAAGUAAAUACAUUAGGAAAGAUAACCACGUAAUAGGCCUAAUAUUUAUUUAGUUAUGAAAUGAAUGUUGAAUAAGACGUCUGUGUUAUAAAGUGCCAACGCAGCUUUUCUUCAGUUCAGAUACUGUAUCAAAAGGGAGAGCCUGAGAAGUUGUUUACAGUUUGAACAACACUGGUACUGUAUUUAUUGUAGAAGGAUUGCAUGAAUCACUAGUAUUGAGAACUGGGGGACCUGCUGUAGGAGCAGAUAUUGCGUAUGCAAUAUUCCACUUUUCUCUUAGUUUGAACAUUAGGAUUAUUAUAAGGAAUUCCCCAGCUAACAGGGCUUGCACAAUUUUUAUUGGGUGCAAGGACAGAGUCCCAGCUGUGUCCGGUUUUCAAUAUCGGAGUUGCACUGAAAAACUAGCCUUGCGUCAGCAAGGUUUUGUCAGAACGUUGUGGAGGUUUCAGAGCGUUCCCUGCUCUUUUUGACCCACCUACCAGUUUACCUGCAAUUUUCAAUCCGUAGAAUGAUCGCAUCUCACCGUGUAUUCAGGUGUGCUUUGAGUUGUUCUAAAUGAGUAGCAGUUGUUGCAGUGAGCCGUUUUUUUUUUUUUUUUAAUUAUGAAUGGCCAGGUUUGUGUGAAAUACAUUAAUGAGGGUAACACUAUUGUGUUAAGUUUGUAAUUAAUGACAGCAUUUGUGAUUUUGACCCAAUCUGUACUUAAACACAAACUUAAGCAUGUAUAGAGCUGUUUGGAAUUGUGAAACAAACAUGACAUGACAUCUUCUACAGUUUAGAAUGCUUGAGGAAAGAAGGAGAAGGGGGUACCCUGCAAGAGAGUAUGUAGGACCAGAGUGACUUUUCUUGACCAGUCAGAUGAACAUGUCUUAGAGUUAACGAUCAGAGUUCUGUGUUCAGAGUUAAUGGUCUACUCAGUGCGACUGCCAGGAGCUGUGUCAUACCAGUGCAUAUCAAGGUACUGCUGCCUUGACCUUUUACUAAACCAGCUCAUUCCAAAUACCACCUGGAGAUGUUUCUUGUAUCUAGUGCUGUAUGAAACGGUUAUUAAUGUAAUCGAUUAAUCUGUCGACUGUUGCUUCGAUUAAUCUGAUCAAUACAAACACAUCACUCAAUAGCUAGCAAGUUUAACCACUUUUAACAGAUGUUUUUAUGUACCCAGUACAAUACAUGUCUGGAGAUGAUUGCACCUGCUUUGCUUUACUAUUUCAGGAGCAAAAAAUACUCUACAAUUUCUAAAGUAUCUGAAAUAAAGUAUUAAAUAAAGAAUACUCAGCAUAGUAUCCUUCUAAAAAAAAAAAUUGCCAAAUGAUGGCAGCUAAAUAAUGCACUGAGACUAUUAAACAUACCACAAAUUAACUGUAACUUUACAAGCAGAAACUAUUUAUUGUUGACCACUUCAUAAGACAAAAAACUAUGUCAAUUAUUGCUUUUCGAUACGUUUUUUUCUAACAAUGGAAUGACAUGGGAGGGGAGGGGAGGGGCAUUUUCUUUACUUGUAAAACAAAACACAAAUUGUCUAACUUCUCUAUACAGUAUUACAUUUCACAGCAGGAUGUACUUUAAACAAAUAAGAACAUAACAAAGUUUACAAACGAGAGGAGGCCAUUCAGCUUAUUGAUCCCAGAAUCUCAUCAAGCAGCUUCUUGAAGGAUCCCAGGGUGUCGGCUUCAACAACAUUACUGGGGAGUUGGUUCCAGACCCUCACAGUUCUCUGUGUAAAAAAAGUGCCUCCUAUUUUCUGUUCUGAAUGCCCCUUUAUCUAAUCUCCAUUUGUGACCCCUGGUCCUUGUUUCUUUUUUCAGGUCAAAGAAGUCCCUUGGGUUGACAUUGUCUAUACCUUUUAGGAUUCUGAAUGUUUGAAUCAGAAUAGAAAACAAAUGACCUGUUUUGUUUUCAAAUCUUAGACUUUUUAUGAAUUAUAUUUGGUCUCUUGAAGUCAGUCACGUGGCAAUACAAAGUCCACUGUAUUUGAAUGCAAGAACACCAGCAUAGCAACAUGUUCUGGGGUUAGGCUUGCCCUCUUCCUUGAGGUUAUAGAGCCUGCUACUGAAAACAAACGCUCUCGGACAAAGACCACCCCCCACCCACCCACCAACCCACCACGUAGUCUUAAACGAGUCAGGUGACGGUUUCAUUUCACUAUUCAGAGUAAAAACAAAAAAAAAUAUUUGUGCGUUUUUUAUUGGUAUUUAAUCGUAAUGUUUAUACUUAAAUUGCUUUUGUUAUUUAUCAUCUCUGGAUAUAUAUGGAUCAUAUGUUACGUUGAUCAGUGUGUGAUUAAAUACAUAACCUUUACAGUAAAAAAAAAGCAUCAAACAUGGUUCUAUCUAUUUCUCUAUCUCUCUAUCUCUCUAUCUUUACAUAUAUACACUGUAACUGUUAUUGUAUUUUGAAAAACCCCAACCUAAUUUGAAUACAUAUUUUUUUAUAUAUAAAUUUAGUCGUUGCCAAUUAGUUUUUAUUAUUUUCUCCCCAAUUUGAAAUGCCCAAUUAUUUUUUAGGCUCAGCUCACCGCUACCAAGCGCUGACUCGGGAGGGGCGAAGAUGAACACACGCUGUCCUCCGAAGCGUGUGCCGUCAGCCGCCCGCUUCUUUACACACUGCGAACUCGCCGUGCAGCAGCCUCAGAGCUACAGCGUUGGAGGACAACGCAGCUCUGGGCAGCUUACAGGCAAGCCCGCAGGUGCCCGGCCAGACUACAGGGGUCGCUGCUGCACGGUGAGCCGAGAACACCCUGGCCGACCUAACCCUCCCUCCCCACGGGCGACGCUCGGCCAAUUGAGCGCCGCCCCCUGGGAGCUCCCGUCCACGGUCGGCUGUGGAAUAGCCUGGACUCGAACCAGCGACGUCCAGGCUAUAGAGCGCAUCCUGCACGCUAGCGAGUGCUUUUACUGGAUGCGCCACUCGGGAGCCCCCCCUAAUUUGAAUACAUUUUAACUCAUUUUGUCUCGUACUGACACACCAAUAGUGCUGGUUGUUUUGACGUGUAUUAAUAACAUUUGUCAGUAUACUUUGGGCUGGGUGGGGUGGGGCGG
Molecule: messenger RNA, 5817 nt
Organism: Acipenser ruthenus (sterlet)
Lineage: Eukaryota; Metazoa; Chordata; Actinopteri; Acipenseriformes; Acipenseridae
Product: zinc finger protein 892-like
Exons: 3
Coding region: 404-1114 (236 amino acids)
Cellular component (GO): nucleus
Source: RefSeq, a predicted model, not a curated record